CGUCAUUCUGCCCACUGCUCUCGUACAAUACACUCUUCCCCCCCUUCUCAUCCGCCACACCCCCCUUGUAUAUCUUUAUUUGCGCCCAUUCGAAAGGGAAAACACUAUUGCAGCUAUUUUGUUCGGGAAAGUCGGCUUUCGCGCGCCUCUGCAAGAGAAUGUCAGAUACCGCCGACGAUGAACCCGUAUACAAGCGUAAGCGGGUCGCAAAGGCCUGCCAGACCUGCCGAUCCAUGAAAUCCAAAUGUGACGGGAAACAGCCAAAGUGUGGAAGAUGCGUCGGGUAUGGCUACGACUGCAUCUACUCAGUAGGACGACCUCGUCGUCGACGGGAAAAGGCCACCGGCAACGGAGAUGCCGACGCAGAAGGUACUUCGGCCGGCCCUGGCCCCGGUGCGCACAUGCAUGCCGCCCUUAAGAUCGCCGUAGAUCAGUAUGAGGCUCUGGUGCAGAGCCUCAUCACGCAGCUACCCUCAGCGCAACAGCAGCAAGACGCCCAGACGCAGCUCAACUCCAUCAAGUCGCAAGUUGACCAGGCCGUGAAUAAGACGUCCUCGACAGAGACGCCGUCAUACUCGCCGGACGUGGACCGUGGACAGCACAACCACCACGACUACCAACCUUCCCCAACACCUUCGCUCAAGCCUAGCCAGAGGUACUUGGGCGAGGUCAGCGACGUGCACUUCUUCAAUGUGAUCAAGCGAAUCCUCCAGACCAAAGACACUCCCGGCGGCGGCGGUGGCGGCAGUAGUGGUGGGGUGGACCACGACUUUGACAGCUACGAACAGGACGGCGACGCGCUGCUUGCCGGCGCCGCCGCAGGAGGGAGGCUGGUGGAGCUUCCCGGACCCGAAAAGGAGCGCAAGUUCACCGACGUGUACUUUGCAACCAUUCACCUCGCAUACCCUUUCAUACCGCAGUCCACCUUCUCGAAGCUGUGUGACAGGAUAGGGGGGGCGCCCAACGGCGGUGAUCGUUUGGGGGGCACGGAAUCUGCUCUGUAUUAUGUAAUCUGCGCCAUUGGCUCAUAUUAUACGUCUUUUCUGGAAAAGAACUCGGAUACCCGACAUUUCCACGGCGUCUACUUUCAGCGCGCUUUAGCUCUUGCUGCGUCGACGGCAUCGUCGGAUCGGUCAAUCAACCAGGUCUCACUGCUUCUGACGCAAUGUUUCUACUAUCUCGCGGUAUCUCGGACGGAUAGCUGCUGGAUGACCCUGGGCCAAGCCGUCCGGAUCGCGCAAGGUAUCGGUCUGCACGUCGAGAAAGACAAGAACAACCCCCGGCACACGGUUGAAACCGAGACGCGUCGCCGGGUGUGGUACUCGAUCUACGUCCUGGACCGUCUCCUCUCCCUCCAGCUGGGCCGCCCCGCGGCCGUACACGAAGACGACUUCAAUGUACCGCUCCCUUCGCGGCGUGCCGACUCGGAGAUUGACUGGGAGGCCACACACAUGGAGCCACCGGUCGAGGAGACGUCGGGCGGGGACUACUUCCUCGCCGUCAUUGGCUUCUCGCAGAUUCUGGGCCGCGCGCUGCGGGAUGUUUUUGGGCCGAGGCACUCGCAGCUCACCUCUGCGGGUGCCCUCCGGACGAGGGAACUGGAUCGCCAGCUUGUGGAUUGGAAGUCGAAGCUCCCGCGACGUUUGCGAUUUGAUCUCGGGCAUGCCUUUGACCAGAACUUUGCAUUCAAGAGACAGCGGAACAUACUCGCAGUCAAGUUCCACCAUCUGCGGGCUCUUCUCCACCGGCCAUACCUAUGCUACCCCCUUCUCCGCGGCCUCGACGACACAUCCUCCACACUCUCCGAGGUAGACUGGCAUCUCGUCAGCAUAUCCGAAAAGACAUGCGUCGCCGAGGCGCGGGAGACGGCGCGGCUGCUGCACGGCGUUUCGAGCGAAAAGGACCUGGUCCAUGACUUCCCCUGGUGGCAAAUGAUUUCGUGUCUCUUGUGCGCGAGCUCCAUCCUGUUGAUAUCCAGCACGUUUACGCAGCCCAUGGCGGAGGAUGAGGCCGUCUUUGACACCGAGGGGCUGUCGGACGACGCGGAGACGUGUCUCAAGAUGUUUGAGGCUUUGAGCUGUAACUCAUCGAGCGCCAAGAGCGCGCGGGACAUGUUGAAAGGGCUCAAGGAGUGCGGCAUCGACUGGAAGAGCAAGAAUCCGCCUCGGCCGGCGGUAUUCGCUGAGAUGCCGCCGCAGCAACAGCAUCAGCAGCAACAGCAUGUGCCGAACAGCUCGAUGCAGGCGCAACAUCAGGCGCAGCAGGCGAUGCUAUCGCCGGUGGAGAUGGGUGCGUUGAGCGGGAUGCCGGACUCUGCUACUGCGCAGGAUAUGGGAAUGCUUGGUAUGGGUGUCGCUCCGUUGGCGCCGGGUCAGUGGCCGGCGGAAAUUGUGGACUCGAUGGCGUGGUCUGCGCAGUUCUUUGAUGCCAUUCAGGGGUAUGGGAAUGGCGAGUAAGGGGCAUGUUUUGGCGGGAUCAAUGCUGUAAUAACAUAAUGAUGUAAGUUGGUCAUCAUGUACAAAAGUCAUGUGUACAUUUAGUCAAAGAGAGACAGUGAGGUACGUUGUGAUGAUUGGCAUCAAGUCAGUCCGUCGCAGCCAAUUCAUUGAUUCAUUGAUGUAAGUGUAAACAGAUUGGUAGCAAAACAAUGCCAUCAAUUCGUCGUAGGCUCACUCUUGUUUGAUGAUAGGUUUUUGUCAUCUAGAAGUAAUGUCUCUUCCGACUGGAGGGCCUCUAUGUGUGUAUUUAGAGGCCAAGAUAAGGUAAAGUAAGGUGAGGUAAAGUAAGGCAAGGUGAGGUGAGGUGAGGUGAGGUGAAGGGUGCACCUUGUCAAGAUACGUACCCAGGUGGACUGCCGGGAGCUUCGACCCCCGGACGGCCCAGGCGG
This is a messenger RNA of Colletotrichum acutatum, 2887 nucleotides long. Its product is annotated as fungal-specific transcription factor domain-containing protein. Gene Ontology annotation, cellular component: nucleus. The transcript has 5 exons. Gene Ontology annotation, biological process: DNA-templated transcription; positive regulation of transcription by RNA polymerase II. Gene Ontology annotation, molecular function: zinc ion binding; DNA-binding transcription factor activity, RNA polymerase II-specific; sequence-specific DNA binding. The coding region runs from base 159 to 2456 and encodes 765 amino acids. Lineage: Eukaryota; Fungi; Ascomycota; Sordariomycetes; Glomerellales; Glomerellaceae. The record is from RefSeq and is a predicted model, not a curated record.